AUGGCGUACCUAGUAACCAGCGUGAUAGACAAAUACCAUGAUAUCCUGGAAAACAAAAGUGAUCCUAGGGUAAAUGGAUGGGCCAUGAUGUCGAGUCCGUUGCCAACUUUGUUCAUAUGUUUAUUCUACGCCUACUUUUCCAAAGUGAUAGGACCAAAACUGAUGGAAAACAGAAAACCGUUCAGUCUUAGGAGAAUUUUGAUUGGAUAUAAUGCUAUACAAACGAUUUUUAGCGCUUGGAUAUUUUAUGAGUACAUGAUGAGCGGAUGGUGGGGUAAUUACAGCUUCAGAUGCCAACCAGUAGACUACAGCAACGACCCCAUUGCAAUGAGGAUGGCAAGGACAUGCUGGUGGUACUAUUUUUCCAAGUUCACGGAAUUCUUCGACACUUUGUUUUUCAUCUUGAGAAAAAAGAACAGCCACGUGUCUACUUUGCACGUCAUUCACCACGGCUGCAUGCCUUUCUCGGUUUGGAUGGGGAUGAAGUUUGCUCCAGGUGGUCACAGUACCUUCUUCGCCUUGCUCAACACUUUUGUGCACAUCGUCAUGUAUUUCUAUUACAUGGUUGCCGCAAUGGGUCCACAAUACCAAAAAUUCAUUUGGUGGAAAAAAUACCUCACCUCUUUCCAAAUGUUGCAAUUCGUCGCUAUUUUCGCUCACCAGUUCCAACUCCUCUUCACUGAAUGCAACUACCCCAAAAGCUUUAUGAUUUGGAUUGCGUUGCACGGCGUCAUGUUUUUAUUCCUCUUUAGCGAUUUUUAUAAAGUCAAAUAUACCAACGACAAAAAGACUGUGAAGGCUAACAACAACGCUGGAGCUUGUAUGCCUGUUCUCGAAGACGACGAGAAGAAGUCCUACAGCAACGGUAGUCUGAAAAACACUUACAUUUCGAGCGAGUACAGCGACUCGUACAAAGCGUGCUAUUCGAAUGGAAGCACGAAGGGCUUCGUCACGCAAACCAUAGUAAAGGACAACAUCAAAAAAAUUGAAUAG
Brassicogethes aeneus is the source of this 993-nucleotide messenger RNA. The record is from the annotation of a GenBank genome assembly. Lineage: Eukaryota; Metazoa; Arthropoda; Insecta; Coleoptera; Nitidulidae.